AGAGAGAGGGAGUCUGUGCUUGCUUUGCUUUAAUGUGAGGGAAAAAAAAUAUAGUAAAAAAGAAAAUAAAAGGGCAAGUAGAGAGAGAUAGGAAUAGAAAUGAAAGUAGAGAAACCGGGAAAGAUGGUGGUGGGAAUAGUAAUAGGAGUAGAAGAAGAAGUGCAGAAGAAGAAGAGAAGAGAUAUAGAGAUGCGUGCAAACUCCCGAAGAAAAGGAACCUUCUCCGUACUCCUCCUUUUCCUUCUUUUGAUCCUCAUUUUACCCCGUAUUUAAUUUUCUCGUCACAGUCUUUUCUUUACUUCUUUUAUUCACUUUUUUUCUCAAUUUUUCGUUUCUCUUCCAUUUCUUGCUCUGUGAUAUGCUUGAAUCGAUUUGCGGAUGCAUUCUUGAUGAAUCCGGGAUCGGUUAAAUUUUAGAGGGUUUUGAGUUUUAAUGUUUUAUAAUUCUGCUGCUGUUGUUGUUACUGCUGCUCGGAAAUCUUGUUACUUCUAUUGAUAGAGAUUUUGGUGUAAAUAGUGUUAGAUUUGAAUCUAUUUAGUAGUGGGGUUUUCCUCCUUGGAUAUAUUUUGUGAUUCUUGGAGGAUUUUGUUUCCCUUUCUUACAGUAAAUCUCAUCAAUUAUACUAAACCCACAAAAAACAAAGACAGAAAAAAAAGGAAAAACAUUUAAUCCUAGAUCACCCACCAAUUUUAUUCUGGGUUCUCAUUAUACCAAUCUUUCAUCCCUUCAUUAUACCAUUAUAUUCUACCAAAACUGUUGUUAUUGGAUUUUGGUGCUUUUCUUUUACAUAUAUAUAUCAUAAUAAAUUUACAGAGAAGAAGAAGAACAGUAAAAGUUGGGGCUUAAACUGGGUUGUAAUUCUUGUUGGGUGUUUUUGCAUUCUAUGGGCAUACCUGAUACUUCACUAACAGAUCUAUUACACAAGGUUAAGUCUUGGAUUUCUCGGGGGGUCAGCGAUCUAUCACCAUCUUCUUUGUCUGGUGAAUUUGAUAUGCCGAAUAAUAGUAUCAAAAUGUGUUGCGAGUGUAAUACAGGUUUCACUAGGCCUUUCAAUGGAUACCGCUGCCAAAGUUGUGGUAGGUGGUCAUGUGUCAAUUGUGCUAGGGGCUAUGAAUCUCCUGCUGUGGUUAUUGAAUCCGAUGAUGUGAAAAGUAAAUACAGGGAGGGUAUCAAAUCCUGCAAGUUCUGUAUUGGUUUUCGUGUGAAAAAUGAAGGCGGGAGGAAGAAUAGUGAAAAAGUGCAUCCGUCGGAGUCUCCCAGGGAGAGCCCUGAGCCUCCGUCCCCUUCUUUUAGUGGUGAAUCACUCCAGACUGAUCGUCUUGCCCACUAUCUUGAAUCCCGGGAUUGUGGGUAUUCAUCCCUUGCAGUAACCGGGAGUAUGGUCUCAUUUAGUGCUCACGCAUCCCCCGUGUCUAUUCACCACUCUCCAAGCAGGAGUGAUGAAGAUGAGGCAGAUGAUUCUGGGAAGCACUUUUACAGCCCAUCAAGUGAAUACUGUCAUGAUGUUUCAGAUAUAGAUUCAAGUAGUAUUAGUGCUAGACUUGAGUUCUACGGUUGUAAGUCAGUGGGAUCAAGUCCUUUAGACAGCCCUUCUAGGAUUAAUUUUGCUUCCUAUAGAGUUGGUCAUUCUGUACAGCGUGAACAAGAAGGAAGUCCAUUGUCUCAAACUGAUGGUCCCUUUGAUCAAGAAAAUGUGGCUAUUUUAGGAAGGCUUGACAAAGAGACUGAGGAUCCGGAAAAUACUGAUGAUUACUCCGAUGAUGUGUCACUGUUGCAUAACCAAUUUGACAAGUCUCAAAAGCCAUUGGAUUUUGAAAGCAACGGUAGUAUCUGGUUCCCCCCACAUCCAGAGGAUGAAAAUGAUGAGGCAGAUAGUAAUUUCUUUGCAUACGAUGAUGAUGAUGAUGAUAUUGGGGAUUCUGGUGCAUUGUUCUCAUCCACUAGUAGCCUCUUUAGCAUGUUGCCAGCAAAGGAGAAACACAAUGAGGGCAACAAGGAGCCUCUCAGAGCUGUGAUACAGGGGCAUUUUAGGGCUCUUGUAUCCCAGCUUUUACAAGGGGAGGGUAUCAAAGUCAGGAAAGAGGAUGGUGGUGAGGACUGGCUUGACAUAGUUACAACAAUAGCAUGGCAAGCUGCAAAGUUUGUGAAACCAGAUACUAGCAGAGGAGGCAGUAUGGAUCCUGUUGAUUAUGUAAAGGUUAAAUGUAUAGCAUCAGGAAGUCCAAGUGAUAGCAUCCUUGUGAAGGGGGUAGUUUGUACAAAAAAUAUAAAGCAUAAGCGCAUGACUACACAAUACAAAAAUCCCAGAUUACUUCUCUUAAGAGGAGCACUUGAAUAUCAGAGUGUUGAGAAUCAGUUGGCUUCUUUUAAUACAUUGGUGCAACAGGAAAAUAAUCAUCUCAAUAUGAUUAUCUCAAAGAUAGAGGCUUUUCGCCCAAAUGUUCUGCUAGUAGAGAAGAGUGUAUCUCCAUAUGCCCAAGAUAUUUUAUUGGCAAAGGAAAUUUCUUUGGUGCCCAAUGUGAAAAGGCCUUUACUGGAGAGGAUAGCUCGGUGCACAGGCGCUUUUAUUAGUCCAUCCAUUUACAGCAUUUCUACAACGCGAUUGGGGCACUGUGAACUGUUCCGAGUAGAGAGAGUGUCUGAAGAACACGAGACUGCUAAUCAGUUCAACAAAAAGCCAUCUAAAACAUUGAUGUUUUUUGAAGGAUGUCCACGACGUCUAGGAUGCACGGUCUUGCUGAGGGGCACAUGUCGUGAAGAACUAAAGAAGGUUAAGCAUGUGAUUCAAUAUGCAGUAUUUGCAGCCUAUCAUCUCUCCCUUGAGACUUCCUUCCUAGCUGAUGAGGGUGCCAGCCUUCCUAAGAUGACGCUUAAACAUUCGAUUGCCAUACCAGAGAAGACUGCAACUGAUAAUGCCAUUUCGCUUAUCCCAUCAAUGGGUUGCCUUGCCAUAGCUGAUGCCUCUGCCCGAGAUGAGGGACCUGUGGAUCACAAACCAGAGCAUGUAGGAUCAGAAACAUUAGUAAACAUACAUACUUGCACUGUUCCUCCUUUUUUUCCUGGUUCCACGGAUCAUAGGUAUGCGAGUCCACUCUCCGAUGCUUGCUGCAAUGAUUUAGUGUCUUGUGUGAGAUUGGACUCGUUUGCUCUAAGCCAAUUUGAGGAUCAGAAGAUGCCUAUGGUGUCUCUCUCUGGUGUUAAACACCUUUCACUGCCAGACUUGCAAGAUGCCAUUGGGCAAGCGGAAAGGCAACUCGGGGAGACUCAUGAAUUAACAAAAUCUGAGAGGAUAAAUGGAGAUAAAGUUUCUAGUGAAUACUUCUCAUCCACGGACACUAACCAGAGCAUAUUAGUCUCUUUUUCAAGCCGCUGUGUAGCAAAAGGAACUGUAUGUGAACGCUCUCGACUCCUGCGCAUAAAAUUCUAUGGAUCUUUUGACAAGCCACUUGGAAGAUAUCUACGUGAUGACCUGUUUGAUCAGGCAUCUUGCUGUAGGUCUUGUAAGGAGCCGGCAGAAGCACAUGUACUGUGUUACUCUCACCAGCAGGGAAAUCUUACGAUCAAUGUUAGAUCCCUUUCCUCUGUAAAGUUAUCUGGGGAAAGAGAUGGGAAGAUAUGGAUGUGGCAUCGGUGCCUUCGUUGUGCUCAUAUAGAUGGAGUCCCACCAGCAACCCGUAGAGUGGUUAUGUCAGAUGCAGCUUGGGGACUUUCUUUUGGAAAGUUUUUGGAGCUGAGCUUUUCCAACCAUGCAACUGCUAAUCGUGUGGCUCCCUGUGGUCAUUCAUUGCAGAGGGACUGCCUUCGUUUCUAUGGGUUUGGCAACAUGGUUGCAUUCUUCCGCUAUUCCCCCAUUGAUAUUCUUAAUGUUCAUUUGCCGCCAUCAGUGCUUGAAUUCAAUGGCCAUGUUCAGCAAGAGUGGAUAACAAAAGAGGCAGCUGAGCUUUUGGGCAACGUGGAAGCCUUCUAUGCAGAGAUAUCUGAUGUAGUUGAUAGCAUGGAACAGAGAAGCAAGUCUUUUGGAAGUGAGCUAUCAGAUAUGAACGAGUUACAGAAUCACAUUAUGGAGCUAAAAGAUCAAGUUAGAAAGGAAAGAGAUAAUUACAUAGGUGUGCUACAUGGGGCUGUUAUGGAGAAUUCAAAUCUGAGUCAGUCAACUUUAGACAUUCUGGAACUUAAUCACUUGAGACAGGCUCUUCUAAUAAAUUCGCAUGCUUGGGAUCGUCAGCUUUAUUCAUUGGAUUCUCUCUUAAAAACAAAUUCUGUUAAGGCUGUACACAGGGAUGCAUAUAAUGCACAGCUGAAAGAAUCAAGCCAAUCAUCUUGCAAGGAUUGCAAGCUUGACGAUGAUCAAGUAGAAAAUUUCCCUGGCUAUUCAAAACCACAAGACUAUGUUGGGAAUGACCUGCUUUCAGAGCAGCAUAAGCAUAGUUUGUCCCUUCAACAUUUUGUUACUGAAGAUUCUGUGUUGUCUUUAUAUCAUCAUAAUAGAGAGGAGGAAGGGCAUCCUGAUGGGGAAAUUACAGUAGAUAAUACACGCUUUGAUGACAUCCCUUCUAAAGCUUCCAAUCUAUCUGACAGAAUUGAUUCUGCAUGGACGGGUACUGAUCAACUUGUGGCAAAAAUUCAAUCUCACCAUGCAUCUCAGACGGAUGCACUCCAAGUUGGGACUAUUAAGCAGAUAAGUAUUUGUGAUAAUCCUCCACUUAAAAGGAUGGUAGCACCAGUAAGAGUUCACUCUUUCGACUCUGCAUUGAGAAUCCAAGAAAGAAUCCGGAAAGGAUUGCCUCCUUCUUCAUUGUACUUGUCGACUCUCAAAUCAUUCCAUGCAUCUGGAGAUUACAGGAGUAUGGUUAGAGAUCCUACUUCAAAUACGAUGAGGACUUAUUCUCAAAUAUUGCCAUUGGAGGCUCAGAAAUUGAAUUUAUUGCCAAGCUAUGCACCCUCAUUUACCUCUUCUUUGUAUCAUAUGACUGGAGGAGCUCGUUUGUUGCUUCCUCAACGGAGCCACAAUGAUAUUGUAGUUGGUGUGUAUGAUGAUGAUCCUGCCAGUAUAGUUUCAUAUGCCCUCAGUUCCAAGAAAUAUGAAGAUUGGGUUGCUGACAAGUCAAAUGAGAAUGAAGGAGACUGGGGUGUGAAUGAGCACUGCAAGGAUGAUUCUGCAACUUCCACAUUUUCGGCGUGGCAGUCUUUUGGUUCUCUAGACUUGGAUUAUAUCCGUUAUGGAAGUUAUGGAUCUGAAGAUCCUUCAUCAUCCAUUGGUACACUAUCUAUGGAUUCCAGAAGAUCUCCACAUUUGACAAUAUCUUAUGGCGAUAAUUCUUCAAGUGCUGGAGGCAAAGUAAAGUUUUCUGUCACUUGUUAUUUUGCUAAGCAGUUUGAUUCUCUGAGGAAGAAAUGUUGCCCCAGUGAAGUUGAUUUUAUACGGUCCUUGAGUCGCUGCCAGAGAUGGAGUGCACAAGGGGGGAAAAGCAAUGUAUAUUUUGCCAAGUCAUUGGACGAGAGAUUCAUAAUAAAACAAGUCAAAAAGACUGAGUUAGACUCUUUUGAGGAAUUUGCAUCAGAAUACUUCAAAUAUCUGACAGAUUCUCUUAGCUCAGGAAGUCCGACUUGCCUUGCCAAAGUUCUUGGUAUUUAUCAGGUUACUGUAAAGCACUUGAAAGGUGGGAAGGAAACAAAAAUGGAUCUAAUGGUGAUGGAAAAUCUCUUUUUUAAGAGAAGUAUUGCAAGGGUCUAUGAUCUUAAGGGUUCUGCUCGAUCCCGCUACAAUCCAGAUACAAACGGGCAAAACAAAGUAUUGUUAGAUAUGAACCUGGUAGAAACACUACGCACAGAGCCCAUAUUUCUAGGAAGCAAAGCGAAGAGAAGCCUAGAGAGAGCAAUAUGGAAUGAUACAUCAUUUUUGGCGUCUGUUGAUGUUAUGGACUACUCUUUGCUGGUUGGAGUAGACAAUGAGCGAAAGGAGCUUGUUUUAGGUAUCAUUGAUUUCAUGAGACAAUAUACAUGGGAUAAACAUUUAGAGACAUGGGUUAAGGCAUCUGGAAUUCUUGGCGGUCCGAAAAAUGCAUCCCCGACGAUUAUUUCCCCGAAACAAUACAAGAAAAGAUUCAGAAAAGCAAUGACUUCAUAUUUUCUCACAGUUCCUGAUCAAUGGUCUUCAUGAACAAAUUCAUUGUAUUCUUUCCAUUGAAAAGUCAUUUGUUGGUUAAUAAGGCAAUAGAGAUGUAAGCGGAGGAAAGUGAGAACUUGUGUAUGGGCAAAGUUAGCCCAAUUCCUUGUUGAGGCCUUUGUACAUCAUUUUUAUACAUGUGCAAGAGUCACCCCAUUGAAGGUUCUUUAAUGUGAUUAUUUUGCAACGUCUACACAGUUGUUAGUGAGAAAUAGGGUCCUGAAUACUAAAUGGGGAAAUGGAGGAACCCCCUUUGCUGUUUUUUCUUUUU
Molecule: messenger RNA, 6437 nt
Organism: Jatropha curcas
Lineage: Eukaryota; Viridiplantae; Streptophyta; Magnoliopsida; Malpighiales; Euphorbiaceae
Gene: FAB1C
Product: FORMS APLOID AND BINUCLEATE CELLS 1C
Biological process (GO): phosphatidylinositol phosphate biosynthetic process
Cellular component (GO): endosome membrane
Molecular function (GO): 1-phosphatidylinositol-3-phosphate 5-kinase activity; ATP binding
Source: RefSeq, a predicted model, not a curated record